This is a messenger RNA of Helobdella robusta, 2027 nucleotides long. RefSeq lists its product as hypothetical. Bases 1 to 1005 code for a protein of 334 amino acids. The transcript is spliced from 4 exons. The record is from RefSeq and is a predicted model, not a curated record. Lineage: Eukaryota; Metazoa; Annelida; Clitellata; Rhynchobdellida; Glossiphoniidae.
AUGGCUUCCAACUACCUGCCGGAGGAUGAUGAUGAUUUUUUGGCACUUGUGGAUGAACUCUUGAGUUACGCUGCACGCAUCGAACGUCUUGAGAAGACUGUGAAAGUCGAAGAAGCUGAUGAAGACGAAGCAGCUGAGGCAGCUAACGAAGACAAACCAGCUAAGUAUAACACAGCAGCUAUAAAAGACACAUCAGCAAAAAAUAGCACAGCAGCAAAGAGUAACACAGCAGCUAAAGAUAACAUAGCAGCUAAGGAUAGCACAGCAACUAAAGAAAGCAAAAAUGCUAAAGAUAACACUGCAUCUAAAAAAAGCAAAGAAGCUACGGAUGACACAGAAUCUAAAGAAAGCAAAGAAGCUACGGAUAACACAGCAACUAAAGAAGUCAAAGAAGCUAAGGAUGACACAGAAUCUAAAAAAAGUGAAGAAGCUACGGAUAAAACAGCAACUAAAGAAAGCAAAGAAGCUACGGAUAACAUAGUAGCAGCAGCAGCAGUACCAGUCCAAAAUAUUGACCCGAACGCUGGUGAUCAAAGAAGCAAGUUCAAUAAAUUAUUGGACUACCACAAAGAAACGAAGGAGAAAUUGAAAGACUUGAAGAAGAUCAUAGAUCGCUACACGCACAGAGAGACGGACAUGCAGGGAGUGAAGAUUCAAGGCGAUGCGCAUACACUGUCUGCUUUUUGUUAUACCCUGCUGGAAAACAAUCACAAAUUAGAACAUCAUUUGAAAGAAUUCCACAGUAAUUUUAUCGCAUUAAUUCGCAAAGUAGCUGAGAUGCGAAGGAAGUUUUUACGAACCUCUAAUCAGAAAACGACCGGCAGAGUGAGGCCUGAGAGGUUGGCUGAAAGACUUGGCAAAAUGUCGCUGACAGCAGAUGACUCAAAAAAAAGUCCGUCCAAAUCAGCUGGAAAUGUGGAAGCUACGAGCGCAGCUUCCUCGGACACUGAAAGAGAUCGUGGAAAUGUACUGUCGCCAGGAAAAGGCAGGCCGAAGAAACGUUAAGAAUGCAUUAAUUACGUAAUAACAAAUAACAAUAUCGCAAUAAUAACACUGCAGCAUAAUGAUAAUAUUAACACAUAAAUAAUACAAAUAAUAACACUUUAACAACACAACCAUAUCGGGACACGACAUAACUACAACACAAAUAAAACAACUACAACAAAAUUAACAACAACAACAAAAUUAACAACAACAAAAACACAAGUAGAUGGAUUGACGUUUUUAUAAGUAUUGAUAAAGUUUGUCGGUUGUUUUAUCAUUAAUUUACGUGUAGUUUUUUAAACUAUGGACAGGACCUGUCGUGCAAAUGGUCUUCUUGUUGGCGUUAACAACUAAAAUAAUAAUAAUAAUAAUAAUAAUAAUAGCAUGAGAUACUUUUUGAUUUUUGAUAAAGUGACAUUUUAUAUCGGCUCAUUACUUCAAUUUACCAUUUUAUUAUUUUUGUUAUUAUUGUUAUUAUUAUUAUUAUUAGUAGUAGUAGUCUUAGUAUAUAUAUAUAUAUAUAUAUAUAUAUAUAUAUAUAUAUAUAUUAUCAUUAUUAUCAAUAUUAUUUUAUUAUUAUUAUUCACUCAUUCAUUCUAAAUGAAUUAUUGUAAAUUGCGAUUACUGUUGGUUUUAACUUUUUCAUAUUUCAAUUUUAUAUUGAUUAUUUUGGCGCUUAGCUUAGGCAGGCACUCACGCCACACACACACACACACACACACACACACACACACACACACACACACACACACACACACACACACACAUACACAUACAUACAAACACACACGCAUACAAACACACACACACACAGACACACAUUUUUACACCUUAUACGCUUGUGUGUGUGUGUGUAAAUGUGUUUAUCUAAUAUAUGUAUGAGUGUGCAUAUUGGUUUUUCAUACCUACAGAUAACAAUUUUAAAAAAUUUUUGAAAAAUAUUUUAAUCAGAUGUUGCAAGAAAAAAUUCAUACAAGUGUUUAUUGUUGUUCAGUUGAAUUAAUAAUAACUUAAAAAUGAGAUAACAAAUAAAUAAGAGACAU